Molecule: messenger RNA, 722 nt
Organism: Cyanistes caeruleus (blue tit)
Lineage: Eukaryota; Metazoa; Chordata; Aves; Passeriformes; Paridae
Source: RefSeq, a predicted model, not a curated record
CCGAGCCCGAGCCCUCCCGCCGCUCCGCCCGCAACGUCCGGCUCUUCCUGCGCCGCUUCUGCCAGGACUUCCUGCAGGACUGCUACAACCGCCUGAUGCUGCUGGUCAAGGACCAGCUGGUGCGGGAGAAGGCUCAGCAGCACGAUGAGACCUAUUACCUGUGGGCCACCGCCUUCUUCAUGGCCUUCAACCGGCUCCACGGCUUCCGCCCCGAGCUGGUGUCCGAGACCGUGGGGGUCCGAGCCUUCCACUUCAUCGAGCAGAACCUCACCACCUAUUAUGAGAUGGCACUGAUGGACAAGAAGGAGGCAACAACCUGGGCCCGCAGGAUGCACUUGGCCCUGAAGGCGUACCAGGAGCUGCUGCGGACGGUGCAGGAGAUGGACCGGUCCCCGGAGCAGGCGGUGCGGGACAGCAGCCACAUCAUCAAGAGCAACAUCUUCUACCUGAUGGAGUACCGGGAGCUCUUCCUCACGCUCUUCCGCAAGUUCGACGAGACCAAGCAGCCGCGCAGCUUCCUGCGGGACCUGGUGGAGACGGCCCACCUCUUCCUCCGCAUGCUGGAGCGCUUCUGCCGCGGCCGUGCCAACCUGGUGGUGCAGAACAAACGCGUGCGGAGGAAGAAGAAGCCUCGUGCUCCCACGGCCCCCGCCCCGCCGAGCGCCGCCGAGCUGGAGCAGCUGUGGGAAGGAUUGGCCCCGCGGCUCCAGGCCUGCCUGCAG